CUAUGAUUACUACAAUGUCGGCAGCCUGACAGCUAUUAACGUAAAACAUGGCUGUAUCAAGAAAUUUGUCCUUGUAACUUCAACGAGUCAUUUGUAAAUGUGAAGUAUGCAACUAAAGUACUUGAAGACUCUUCUAACUCCACAGGAUGGAGCUGCUAAAGUCACCUGUAUGGCCUGGGCUCUAAACAAUUUAAAGUUUGCAGUUUGCACUAUUGAUAGAGUGGUUAUUCUAUAUGAUGAGCAGGGAGAGAAAAGAGACUGAUUCACUACAAAGCCUGCUGACCUCAAAUAUGGAAAGAAAACAUAUGUGGUCAAGUCCAUGGCAUUUUCCCCCGAUUCAACAAAAAUAGCAGUUGCCCAAACAGACAACAUCAUAUUUUUUUACAAAAUUGGAGAAGAAUGGCUGAUUUUCGCACGCUGACAAUUUUGUGGCGAUCGGCCACAAAAGCCUGAAAUCAUUGGCAAAUCGGAGCUCACUCUUGUGAGUAACGAUCGCAAUUGUUUUGACUGAAUACAACUGCAGCGUUGACCUACAGCCAAUGAGAGAGCAAGAAACGGGGCACGGGAAGUUUCAGUGGGAGGAGUCCUGAUGUACCUGAAACAGAACAUCAACUAGCAUGGCUACGGUAUCAAGAAAGUCUCAUUGGACCAAAGAAAUGGAGGAAAAAUGUGUGGAACUUUGGCAGGAGCACCAGUGCAUAUUUGAUGUUUCAUCUAAACUGUACCACAACCGGGUAGAGAAAGAGAAGAGUUGGAGAGAAAUGGCCAAUUCUCUUGGAUAGGCAGUGUCUCAGGGAAAGGAAUCCUUUCUGGUCAUGCAGAUGGAAUGGUUGUUCGGUACUUCUUUGAUGAUGAAGGAUCUGGAGAAUCUCAAGACAAACUGUUGACUCAUGCAUGCCCUCCGUAUGCCCUGGCAUGGGGUACCAACAGCAUUAUUGUGGCUGGAUGUGAUAAGAAGAUCGUAGCCUAUGGGAGAGAGGGCCACAUCCUUCAGACAUUUGACUAUAGCCGAGAUCGUUCUGAAAAGGAAUUCACUGUGGCAGCAGCUAGCCCCAGUGGUCAGUCCAUAGUCGUAGGAAGCUUUGACAGCUAAGAGAGUUUUUGAAUGGAGGGUCGCGGGGGGCUGGAGCCUAUCCCAGCUAACAUUGGGCGAAAGGCGGGGGACACCCUGGACAGGUUGCGAGUUUUCAACUGGAGUCCUCGAAAUAGCAACUGGGAUGAAGCUUCUCCCAAAGAGAUUCCAAACUUGUACACUAUCACAGCUCUAGCCUGGAAGAAAGAUGGCUCUCGGCUCUCUGUGGGCAUAUUGUGUGGAGUAGUCGAGCUCUUUGACUGCUGCCUGCGCAGGAGUAUUUACAAGAACAAGUUUGUGAUGACAUAUGUAGGGCUUAGUCAGGUGAUAGUGAAACAUUUUUCCACUGGAACAAGAGUGGUGUUUUAGUCUCAGUAUGGCUGUGAGAUAGAUGAGGUGAAGGUCAUGGGAAAGGAUUGAUAUCUGGUGGCUCAGACCUCUGACACCCUUCUGCUGGGAGAUCUGGUGUCCAACAAUCUGAGUGAAGUGGCGUGGCAGGGCUCUUGGGGAAAUGACAUUUUUUUCUUUGAAAAUGAAACGGUAUGCAUGAUCUUCAAUGCUGGAGAGAUGGCGCGGGUGGAAUAUGGAAAUAAUGAAAUCCUGGGAUCUGUUCAGACAGAGUUUAUGAACCCUCACCUCAUCAGUGUGCGUCUGAAUGAGAGAAGGCAGAGGGGUGUGGAGGACAACGAAAAGUUGGCCUACCUGAUAGACAUCAAAACUAUUGCUAUCGUGGACCUGGUCGGCGGGUAUAAUCUGGGCUCCAUAAACCACAACUCCAAGAUUGACUGGCUGGAGCUGAAUGAAAAGGGUCAAAAACUGCUUUUAAGGGACAAGAAACUCAGGCUCCACCUAUAUGACAUCGACAGCACCACGAAGAGCACCAUGUUGACUUUCUGUCCUUACGUCCAGUGGGUACCAGGCAGUGAUGUAGUUGUGGCAGGGGUUAAUUCUGUCUCCUACACUCUGGAUGAAGGACUGAUCGAGUUUGGAAUGUCCAUUGAUGAUGGAGACUAUUACAGGGCCACAGCAUUCCUGGAAACCCUGGAGCUGUCUGCAGAGUCAGAGGCCAUGCGGAAGACUCUGAGUAAACUUACCCUCGGGGCACAACAGCUCCACAUCGCUGAGAGGUGUUUUGCAGCACUUGGUAAUGUGUCCAAAGCCAAAUUCCUGAAUGAGACCAACAAGAUUGCAGAUACCAACUCAAAAGAAUAUGGUGGUGAUGGCACAGACCACUACCCAGUAAAGGCAAGGCUGGCAAUGCUGGAUAAGAACUUUAAGCUCGCAGAGAUGCAUUACAUGGAACAGAAUGCGGUGGAUGAAGUGAUGGAAAUGUACCAGGAGCUCCACAUGUGGGAUGAAUCUAUUGCCAUUGCAGAGGAGAAGGGCCAUCUGGAGUUGGACAAUUUGAGACGCAGUUACUAUUCCUUCUUAAUGGAGACCAGUCAGAAUGAGAAAGCUGGCGAGGUGAAAGAAAGUGAAGGUGACUUCACAGAUGCCAUUAACCUCAACCUGAAAGCAGGACUCUCUGUUAAAGCUGCCUGGCUGGCCAUGAGCAGAGAUGAGCUCUUAUUAAAUCAUGACAUCAACAACCGCAUCACUUCCGCUCUCAUUCAAGGAGAGUUCUAUGAGAGGGCAGGUGACCUGUUUGAGAGGAUAAGAAAUACUCAAAGAGCCCUGGAUUGCUGGAAGGGAAAUGCUUUUAAAAAAGCAGUGGAUUUGGAUCAUGUUGUACAGCUGGAGGAAGUAUGGGGUGACUAUCUAGUGCAUCAGAAACAAAUGGAUUCUGCUAUAAACCAUUAUAUCCCAAGGCACCCAGGCUCUAUAUGCCACCCUACCAAGGCCAUAGAGGUGGCAAUUGCAGCACGCCAGUGGAAGAAAGCAUUUCACAUACUGGAGCAACAGGAGGACAAGACUGCAGCCAAGUAUUACCUGAAAAUAGCUCAGCACUAUGCCUCUGUACAAGAGUUUGAGGUGUCAGAACGUCUGUUUGUGAUUGGGGAUAAUAUAAAAGAUGCUAUAGAUAUGUACACUCAGGCUGGGCAAUGGGAGCAAGCUCAUAAGCUUGCUGUGAAAUGCAUGACAAAAGAUGAUGUGUCUGCACACAUCAGCAGAGCACAAGAGUUAGAGAAAGAGGGUAAGUACCAAGAAGCUAAAAGGCUCUUUACCACUGUAGAUAAACCAGACCUGGCUAUCACCAUGUACAAGAAGAACAAAAUGUAUGAUGACGCCAUACAUCACAAAGACCUGCUGCAAGAAACACACUUUCACCUGGCCAAGGAGCUGGAGGCUGAAUCCAGGUUCCAGGAGGUAGAGUAUCACUUCCUAGAGGGUCAGGAUUGGAAAGCCGCCGUAAACAUGUACAGAGUCAAUGACAUGUGAGAGGAAGCUUAUAGGAUAGCAAAGAGCCAUGGAGGAGCCAGUGCCCAUAAGCAGGUGGCAUAUUUGUGGGCACAGAGACUUGGAGGAGAGGUUAAACUGCCUUUGACUUUGAAGCUGAUUACUGAUAAUUUUGUCAUCUUCAAAGGCCUCCACACAGUGAUCCACACUUCGAUUUCGAUUGAAAACACCUCCUUGGACUUCGCCUUUGAGUUGGCCCAACUCUUCAUGAAACAGAAGAUCCCUGAUAUCCAUCUGAAGAAUGCCAUGUCUCUUGAAGACCAGGGCAAGUUCAAUGAAGCUGAAACCGAGUUCAUCAAAGCCGGGAAACCCAAAGAGGCUGUGCUAAUGCACGUCCAUAACAAGGACUGGAGUAAUGCUCAGAGAGUGGCUGGGGCUCAUGAUCCAGAAAGUAUUGCAGAAAUUCUAGUGAGCCAGGCUAAGUUCUGCUUUGACCAGAAGGAAUUCCAAAAUGCAGAGGCCUUCCUGCUCAGGGCCCAAAGACCUGAGCUUUCUAUUAAAUACUACAAAGAUGCUGGGAUGUGGACUGAUGCAAUGCGGAUCUGUAAAGACUCUUUGCCCAGCAAGCUGAGCAUCUUUCAAAAGGAAUAUGAGAGCGAGAGCAACUGGGGUGUGGAGGCUCAGGAGUGGGAACAGACAGGCAAGUAUGCUCGAGCCGUGGACUGCUAUCUUAAAGUGAAGGACUCGUCUAACGUGGACUUAAUGAUGAAGUGUAGGAGGAAGGCAGCAGAAUUGGCCAUUACAUUUUUAUCUCAUGACAAGUCUGUAGACGUUAGUCAGGUUGUUGGACCAUGCCUGAUUCAGCUUCGAAAAUACAACGAGGCUGCCGAGCUCUACCUCAACCUGGACCUCAUUAAGAACACCAUAGAUGCUUUCACUGAUGGAGAAGAAUGGAACAAAACCAAGAGAGUAGCCAAGGAGCUCGAUCCAAGCAUUUUCACCAACAAGCUGCCUUCACCAACAGAAUUUAAAGUCCUGCACAAGUACAUCGCCCUUUACGCCACUCAUCUGAUCAAAGAGGGUGAAGCAGAGAAAGUGCUCAAUCUGUACGCCCAGCAUGGUGUGCCAGCUUAUUCACAGGGCAUUGAUUAAGGCACAUUGGAUGCUUUGGAUCACACCGAUUUCCAAGAAACUGAUAUUCCAUUUGAGGUCCCUGUACCUUCUAAACUACAUGUCACAGUAGAGAAGAGGGAGGAGAUUAGGGAAUGGGUUCUGACUGUGUUCUUGGACCAGCAUGUGGAGCAAGUGCUUCCUAAGGUUGAGAGGGGCACAUAUGAGUGCUCCCUAGUGGCUACCGGCUCCAGCAUCCGGUCCCUACCACGCAUCAUAACAGGGUACCUUGUCCUGCACAACAAAUUUGAGUUCAAAAGACCAGGAAUGGCAGCAAACAAAGAUGACUGGAAUAAAUUCCUGAUGACUGCAAAGGUUCAAACCACUCACUGUCCAGAUUGUCAGGAUGUGCUGAAAUUUAUCACACAGUGGUGUGGAGGCCUCCCGUCUGCUGGAUUCUCCUUCCACUGAGAUCGAGGAAGGUGCACAAUAUAUAUUUCUCUAUCUGUCAUCAUCCUGCUCUUCACUUCCUCACCUCACAGCUGUUCUGCUUUCACAUUUAAUCAGUUUUUUCAUUCUCUUGUUUCUUUUUUCAAAGGCACUGACCAUGUCAUGCUCAUCAUCCUUUAGUUGUCUUGUAAAUCUAAUUAAAUAUCCAUAUGUAUCAAAAGGUCAGUGCCUGCAGGUCAUGUUGUGUUUUAACUAUAUUAGACAUAUUCCACUAUUUCUUAUAUGAGUUGGAUAUUUUGAUACUUAAGCAUAAAAUAAAAU
Messenger RNA from Xyrauchen texanus (razorback sucker), 5290 nucleotides. RefSeq names its product intraflagellar transport 172 (gene ift172). The record is from RefSeq and is a predicted model, not a curated record. Gene Ontology annotation, biological process: intraciliary transport. NCBI's taxonomy places the organism in Eukaryota, Metazoa, Chordata, Actinopteri, Cypriniformes, Catostomidae. Gene Ontology annotation, cellular component: axoneme; ciliary basal body; intraciliary transport particle B.